Racocetra fulgida is the source of this 1845-nucleotide messenger RNA. The record is from the annotation of a GenBank genome assembly. Lineage: Eukaryota; Fungi; Glomeromycota; Glomeromycetes; Diversisporales; Gigasporaceae.
UUAUUUAAUGGGGUCAGUAAAAUUAAACGGCUUUUGGAAAAUAAUUCUUUUGGACGUCGUGAUAACUUUUUAGAACAAUUUGUCGAAACAUUAGGAACUAUUGAAUCCCAAGCAAUUAAAGACAAUUUGGUUUAUGAAAAACUUAUGAGUCCGGUUAAUUUAAGUUAUAUUAAAGGAACGAUUGAUGCCUGUCAUGAAUUAAGCCAAGCAGAAAGAGAAAUCUUAAAAAAUGUUUACACCAAUGAUAACAUUGACGAUAUUAUCAACGAAAAAGAAGCCGCGUUUGUUGGCAUAUUAAAUGAAAGAAAUUUAAAAAUAGAAAGGAAUAAUUUCAUUAAGGCCCACCAUCCAUCUCUUUUUGAUUCAGUGCUUAAUUCUGCCCGAGCAAAAAUAGCAGAAGCUGAGUUAGACAAUUCCCCGCCAGUGAAUAUUACCGAAUUGGAUAGUAAAUUCCAUGAUUACGAAAAUUUGGCUCUGAAUGAAUUAGAAGCCAUUAAAAAUGACCUUAUUGCGGCUAUCAAAAACCGCCGAGCCACAAAAAAAUUGAGCGAAUUGUUGAGCCAGGCUAAAACCUGUGCGGAUAAAAAUUUUGCUUCGUCAACAGUCUCCGAGGAGGAAAAAAAUGCCUACUCCGCUCGCCAAAAUGAGGCCGAAAAUCUCCAACUGGCGGCUGAUGACCCCUGGCAAAAUUUCCCGACAGCCAUUAAAGAACACACCACCCAAGAAGCGAUUGAAAACCAGGAAAAAGAAGCCUAUCAGCAUAUUUUAGCCCAAUUCAAAGCAAAAGUCAAACAAGAAUUAGGAGCCGCCCAAAAGGAUGGGGAAUACUCGCCAAUCGAUGAUAGCCAGAACUUCGUCGCCGUAAAAUCAGCCCGAACCAGCAUUAAGCAAAGCCGGGAAAACUCCGAUUCACCAGACAAUAACGAAAGAGGGAAAAAUCCCGUUGACAACAAUAAAAAUCAAAAAAAUAAAUCCGACUAUUCUCAACUAAUAAUGAUUGCUGUUACGAUUGUGGCCGAAAAUGAUUUUGACUUUUUUGCUCGAGUAAAAGGCAGUGGCCCGCAAAGUCAAGCCGGGGCAAUUAGAUUGGCAUUGGCUCGGGCGCUAUUAAAAGUUUACCCAGAAUACAAAAUUACUUUGAAAAGCUUUUCUCUGCUAACAAGGGAUUCUCGGCGAGUAUGGAGAAAAGUAGUUGGUUCUAAAAAGGCUAACAAAGGCAAAAGAUUUCACAAACUUUAUAGGUUUGAUUUAGAAACUCCGCUUCGUUUUCCUUUCUCAAUUGACAGUGAAAAUUACGUAUAUUCCGAAUAUAAGCGUUUAGAAAUUAAAACUAGCCAAAAUAAGAGUGAAUUUUUUCGUGAUGGCAAAAAUAUUGAUAAACUUCAUUCUCUCAUUGCUAAUUGUAUCGAAAAAGGUCAAGAUUUAACCUUAAAAUUUCGUUCUCCCAAUAGUGCUCAUUUUCGCAAAAACCGUCAAUCUGAACUUCGGAGCCAAGAACAUCAGACAGCCAGAAGGGAAAUUGAACUUCUGAUUAGGCAGAAAAGGGAAAUUCCGAAAGAAGCAUUUGUCAUUGCCCGAGAACACAGUUUUCCUAAAGAAAAAAAUAGCACAGCGGAAAGUCGUUCUACUCAGGCCUUGUUCCAGGCUCCUUUUGGCAUUUUAAUUUAUUUAGAAGGGGGCAAAAAUAUUCCGGCUGAUUUAGUCAAAAAAUUACAAUUAAAAUCUCUAACUCCCGUCUCCUUGCCGAAUUAUUUUCAACCGUUAUAUAGCCUUAAAAUUAAUUUAAAGGGCAAUGACAAUAAUUUAGAAGAAUAUUUACUUACUUAUUUGCCAAACGAAAUUUGA